Molecule: messenger RNA, 432 nt
Organism: Vairimorpha ceranae
Lineage: Eukaryota; Fungi; Microsporidia; Nosematidae
Exons: 1
Coding region: 1-432 (143 amino acids)
Source: RefSeq, a predicted model, not a curated record
AUGCUUCUUGUUUAUAUAAAUUUUUCAUUACAAUUUUAUAUCAAACAUUUUUAUGACAAUUUAUAUAUAGGAGGUAAGGUAGAUGUCUCAGAUUAUACACCAGUAGAACCAGAAGGCAUAACAGAAAGGGGAGAUUUUCAGAUUGAGUAUAAUAAAGAUGGACUAUUAUUAAUUAAACCCAAAUUUGGGAAUAAAACAUGGGAUAUCGGUGAUGAAUGGACGCUUACUUAUUGGAGAAGACAUGGUGAACCAAAUCAGCUUUUUUAUUUUGACUAUCUUGGACCAUUUACAUAUGCAAUAAAAAAUAGAGGAAAAUGUCUUGAAUACAAUUCUUCUACAAAAAGAUAUAUUGCAAGUAAAUGUAAUUACACAGCCAAUCAAAGAUUUGCUUUUAUAAGAACAUUGGAUGAAGAAAGAAGCAGGACUUUUUGA